AUGUCAGUUAGGUUGACUUGGCAAUGUCACUUUAUUUUGCCACAGUCAAUGGUAACGCGUUUCCCCCCCACUCAUAACCUCUUUUUUAUCCUUUCUAUGUCCGCCGUGUUUCAUAAUGGCACCACUGGAAAGAAGAUUUUUUUCUCAUCUAACUAAAUGCGAAUUAGUUAAGUUUUAUUUGUAUUUUCUCAUUAUUUUAUCAAAAAUUCCCAAAAUAAAAUGAACUCAGAAAAUCAUGUAGCCAUGACCUGUAGAUUUAAGCAUCCGCAAUUGUCAAAUUGAAAAACUGUCGAAUUAUAUGGCUCGUCAUUUAAAACUUCUUUUUUGAAACUAAACGGAUUGUUUUUGUUUUUUUUUUAAAUAAAAUAUGAAUAGCGAUGAUGAGGAAGUGUGUGCCUUAGCCGCUUAUUAUAUAUUGCUGAGCGGUCAGUGCUUAUUGAAGAAAAAGAAAAAGAGGCGUUGGUGGAUGGGAGCACUGAAUAAAAGUCGUGAAAGGUACAAUGCUAGCAAUAUGCUGUGCGAUCUGAGAAGCCAACCAUCAGGCAGAUUUGAGAAUUUUUGCCGAAUGACAGCUACUGAUUUUGAAAAUUUGUUGAGCAGAAUCGGGCCAUUCAUAGCGAAACAGGAUACCAACAUGAGAAAAUGUGUUCCCAGUCAAGAAAGACUAGCGAUAGCAUUACGAUUUUUCGCCACAGGCGAUUCUUUUGCAAGUUUAUCCUACUUAUUCAAGGUCUCAAAGCAAACCAUCUCCAGAUGUGUUGAUGACGUGUGUCUGGCCAUAAUACAAGAACUGAAAGACGAAGUGGAGUUGCCCUCAAACGAAGAAGAGUGGCUGAAAAUAGCACAAGACUACGAGAAGAUAUGGAACUUUCCUAAUUGUUUAGGCGCAAUCGAUGGGAAGCAUAUCGUUAUUGAGUGCCCAAAGAACACGGAAUCAGAAUUCUACAAUUAUAAAGGGACCUUUAGUGUGGUACUUCUAGCAGUAGUAGAUGCCAACUAUCCUUUCAUAUUUGUGGACAUUGGAUGCCAAAGGCCGGAUCAGUGAUGGAGGAGUGUUCAACAAUACGUCUUUAUACUCUAAGUUACAAAAGGAUGAACUGGAUUUGCCUAGUGAUAGGAAGCUGCCUUCAAUUGAUGAACCAUUACCGUAUGUCUUCAUUGGUGAUUCAGCUUUUGCCUUGAGUCGGCGUAUGAUGAAGCCAUAUCCUGGAACUCAUGAAAAAGGAAGUCCCCACAGAACUUUUGGAUACCGGUUGUCUCGUGCACGGCGAGUUGUUGAAAAUGUUUUCGGUAUAUUGUCAUCAGUGUUCCGUGUGUUCAGGAGACCAAUGGCUUUAGAGCCUGAUAAAGUGAGCAAUGUUACCCUUGCAUGCGUCCUCUUGCACAACUACCUAAGGCGAAGUCCAACAGCCACCGCAUCCUAUACUCCUCCUGGUACGUUUGACACUGAAGUCGAUGGUGAAAUAAUUGAGGGAUCGUGGAGAAAAGAUGCAAAUGGAAUGACAUCCUUCUUGUCCUUAAAGAAGGUACCUAGGAACGCAGGCAAAGAUGCGAAGAAUAUUCGUGACGCCUUUGCGGCUUAUUUCACAACAAGUGGUAAAUUAUCUUGGCAAGACAAGUACUGUUAAUUACAGUGGAUCCUCUGUAUAUUAUUAUAAUGAAGAUUAAAUAUAAUA
Messenger RNA from Photinus pyralis (common eastern firefly), 1676 nucleotides. RefSeq names its product protein ANTAGONIST OF LIKE HETEROCHROMATIN PROTEIN 1-like. NCBI's taxonomy places the organism in Eukaryota, Metazoa, Arthropoda, Insecta, Coleoptera, Lampyridae. Bases 368 to 1045 code for a protein of 225 amino acids. The record is from RefSeq and is a predicted model, not a curated record. The transcript is spliced from 3 exons.